AUGUCAAAAAUUUUGAAAUCUAAUGAGAAUGAGGCCAAAGAUCUUCACAAAUUCCUUUCUCAAUCAUUAUUUUCGAGCAGAUUCAAGAAUUAUUUUUAUUCUUUUUUUGGCCAACUUUUUAAAGUACACUAUAACAGAAAUACAAGACCAAGUCUCCAACUCAGUUGUGAAAUUUUCAUCAAUGCUGUUUACACUCUUCAGGUAAUUUCAUUAGCAUGACAUCCAAAUAUGUGGGUUAAAGGUUGGAGCUCAUAUAAUUUAAUCUGAUAUCUGAUAGGGUGAGCAAGUUAUGACAGCAUUUGUGUAGGUUUCGAUAUAAUGAAUUUUUGCUUUUAUGGGACAAUUUCUCUGAUUUCAAUGUGUUUGGUGUCAUUUACAGUCUUUGGAAUUUUCAUAUAUUUAAAAAAAAAUCCUCCAGCUUAUAUAUCAUUCUGAACUCGCAAAAUUGCUGUGCUACUUACAACAUAUUCCCUUAUUCCGAGUACUUUGAUUUUAUUAGUGGUGGCAAAAUACUCAAUAAUUGAUGCUCGAACAGUUGAUGAAUAUGGUGGCUUGACUGCCUCUACGCUUAAUUUUGGACUUUUAGGUGUUUUUUCAGCAGUAUUUGGCUUAGUAGUUUUGAUUUCAAUUAACUUCUAUUUAGAAUACUUUUCAUGUGAUAUCAACCAUUCAAACCCAGAAAAAAAUAUUAAAUCGAGAUCGCAUUCUCUAUUAGACUUACAAAUAAGGCUGUUUUAUUUCCUCUCUUGCGUUUCAUUUGUGCUUUUUAUCAACGAAAUAGUUUAUAUUCAUCAAUCAUUUUUGUUUUGCUACUCUAUUUUUGUGUGUUAUAAAUCAUUAACAGUUUUGCAAUAUUUUAAUGUUCUGGAAAACAUAAUAGUUGCUUGUAAGUUGAGCAUGAUUUCUUCGACAUUAUCGUUUUUUAUUUUUGGAGAGCUUUUAAAUAGCGCUACAAUUAUUAUUGUCUUUGCAGUUUUUCUACAGCCAGCAAUAUUUUUAAUUACAAUCAAGUUAGUUAAGCGAAAUUAUAAAAAGCUUGGAAAUAAUAUAGGCAAGCCAAGUAACCAAUUUGAAUUUGAAAGAAAAUUCAGACAUUUAUUAACUGAUAAAGACUGUGAGGAUAAAUUUAUGGUGCUUAAUUUAUUCAAGAAUUAUUGGAAUGCAAAUCAAUUUCGAAAGGAUAAGAUUUUUGUGAUAUGAGAAUUUAAUUACUGUCUUUUCAUAAUAAAAGAUGAAAGAUUAGCGAGGGUAAAAUUGUCGAAAAUUGCUAAUGCAGAGAACUCGCUUGAAGGAGAAAUUCAGGAAUGAAGGAUUUUUACAUGACCUGUAAAUAGAAACUGCAAAGCUUUUCCUGAAACAAGCUAUUUAGAAUUUUUAAAAGAAUACAGUAGGAUUAGAAAUGAGGAUGAAGAACUUUGCUAUGCGAUAAUAGAGCUUCAGAUCGAAAUUUCUUUGAAAGCUCCAAGAAUAAAUAAAAUUGUGAAUCUCGCUAAUAGGACUACAAAUUAUGUAAAAUCCCUUUCAAGAGAUUUUAAAGCUCUUGUUGAAAAGUAUAAAAAUAUUGAAGGUUUUGAACUAUAUGAGAGUUUUCUAGAAAAUAUUUCAAAUAACCAUGAAGAAGCAGGAAUAAUAAACAGAAAAAAAAAUGGACUGAAAAUUAAUAGCCAAUUUACCGAUAUAAAAAAUAUAGAAAACUAUGGAAAAGAUGUGCCAUUAUUAUUGGUUUCUUGCUUUGAUUGUAAUAUUAUGUAUCUAAAUGAAAAAGCAUCACUAUUACUGAAAAGUUCAAUAGGAAAUGUAAUUGGGACUUCACUGCUAAAUUUCAUUCCUCAUCCUUUUGACUCUUGCCACUUACUCCCCCCCUCCGUAAGCGAACAAAAAAAUCUUGCUCGCUCGAUUAAUUUUUUUUUCGAAAUUUAAAAAAAUCCUACUUCGACAAAAUUGGAAAGCAAAUAUUAAUUUAUUUGAUAAAAUUUAUUUUUUAAACGCAAUUUGUUUAAAAUUACACAGAAUUAGCUCGAGAUUUCAUUAUAAUAAUUAUCACUUAUAUAUCAAAAUUUUUGUUGCUGACGGAGGGUUUUUGGAUAAAAAAUAGGGAAUUAUAUGGUUUUGUUAGCUUAUGGAGGAGGAGUUAGCAGAAAUUAACGAUUAUGUUCUUAGUAGCAGCACUAUUGAACUAGCAUCUCAUAGGCAUUUAUUUAUUCAAAAUGCUCAAAGAUACUUAAUUGAGUGUAAUUUUUUAAUAAAAUUAGUGGCAUUCCACAACUCUGCAUAUUUCUUGAUUACUUUCGAACAAAGAAAAUUAACACGCGAAAUCGCAAUAACCUCAGAAGACGGAUUUAUUAUAGGACAUUCUGGCUCCCCCCUCCGUGAGUGAACAAAAAAAUUUUUGUUCACUCACAGAAGGGGGUUAAUUUUUUUUUAAAUUUGUUUAAAAUUAAGCAGAAUUAGCUCUAGAUUUCAUUAUACUAAUUAUCACUUAUAUAUUAAUUUUUUUUUUCAUAAAACAUUUUUCUAUUAAAAAUUUUUUGUUCAAUCAUGGAGGGUGGGUUUUUGGCAAAAAAGGGAUUUUUCUAAUGGCUUUUACUCACAGAGGGUGGGGAGUGAGCAUUUCCCCUAUUAUGCUGGCUCUACGUCAAAAAGCUUAAUAGGAAAAAUAUUGUCAGCAGAAAUUCCAGGAUUAGACAUUAAUAAAAUGAAAGCCUAUGAGCCUUGGCGAGUCCUUUUUAAUAGCGAAGAAAUUCUCUUCAUUAAAAUGAAAAAACAAAUAAAGUCAACGACAAUAAAUAAGUUCAUAAUCAUUCACGAUGCAUAUGAAAUAAAAAACUGAAAAGAAGAACUAGAUGAGGACCAAUUGAUUAAUUUUGCUGAACAAGACUCUGAUUUUAACACUGAAAAAUAUAAAUUAGAUGAAAUUCGAAGAAGUUCAAUCAAAAAUCAAUUUCUAUCACCUACCAGCAUGUAUCUUUUACAAAAAUCUUCAAAUGAAGCAGAAAUUUAUUCAAAUGAAAUAAAAAUAACUUCACGACAAAAUGAGGAUAAAAAAUUGUAUUCUGAUGAUUAUUCAAAAUCUUCAGCAGGCCACAAACUUUCAAAUGAAGCUAAAAGCUUACUUUUAGAAUCAAAAAGAAAAAUCAAAGUCUUACAAAUUGUGCUAUUCCUUGUGGUAAAAAAAAAUUAGGUAUUUUCAGGCGUAGUAACAAUGGCAGCUAUUUUAGGAUAUAUGAUUAUUGAUGUGUCAUUAGCAACGUCUCUAAGCUCAUUCAAAAAUAUAGGACAGCUUUUGUAUGACCUUGGGAUGUCUUAUGAUCAAGCAAGAAAUAUCGACUCUCUCAUAAUGAGUAAUCCACUUAAUCAACCAAUUGAUACUUAUGCAGCUAAUCUAGAAAGAGUGAAUGUAGAGUUAGAAGAUGUCCAAAAAGUCAUUUUUGAAAAGUUUGACCAGUGAAAAUAUUGUAAGAGCGCAGAAAUUGUCACAAAUCCAACAAUACCUUUAGUUUAUUUCGAUAGCUCUGAGCCAAAAGCAAAAUAUUUGAAUUUAUAUGAUGCAAUAUCAGAAAUAAUAUUAAAUGUAAUUUCUAUAUAG
Blepharisma stoltei is the source of this 3586-nucleotide messenger RNA. The record is from the annotation of a GenBank genome assembly. NCBI's taxonomy places the organism in Eukaryota, Ciliophora, Heterotrichea, Heterotrichida, Blepharismidae.